Messenger RNA from Spea bombifrons (plains spadefoot toad), 958 nucleotides. RefSeq names its product probable N-acetyltransferase camello. The transcript is spliced from 2 exons. NCBI's taxonomy places the organism in Eukaryota, Metazoa, Chordata, Amphibia, Anura, Pelobatidae. Gene Ontology annotation, molecular function: N-acetyltransferase activity. The coding region runs from base 143 to 808 and encodes 221 amino acids. The record is from RefSeq and is a predicted model, not a curated record.
UACUGACCUUUUCCAGCCAGCCCGUUUGCUGCCGCCUGCCCUCACUAAAUAUGUCUGCCGGGGAUUCCCGAGCCUGUGCUGAGUGUGUGACGUAUUUCUGCGGCGCCGGCUCGGUUGCGGGUUCCUGUGAUGUAGAGCGAUCAUGGCGGAUUAUAAGAUCCGAGCGUACCGGGACUCGGACUACGAGGCGGUGCGGGAUCUGUUCUCCGGCGGGAUGAGCGAAUACGUCCCCGGCGUCUGCCUCCACGUCCUCAAGCAGCCGUGGGUGGUCUUCGUCCUGACCUGCAUGUUCCUGUCUCUGAUGUGCAGCUCCAAGUCGCUCAUCUUGCCCAUUAUGGCCGUCACGCUGGCCCUGGCCCUGGGCCGCCAGGCUCUGGGCCAUGUCUGGAACGUGUACAUCGAGCGCUGCUUGAAGGAGGAUCUCCGGGACAUCCGGAAGACGUACAUGGAGAGCGAGGGCUCGCGCUUCUGGGUGGUGGAAGCGGAGGACAGCGUCGUCGGGAUUGUGGCGGCCAAGCCGUCCGAGGAGAAGGACGGCGAGCUGGUCCUGAAGCGAAUGUCCGUGAGGAAGGACUUCAGAGGGCUGGGGAUCGCCAAGGCCCUGUGCCGAGAGGUCAUCGGGUUCGCCCGGCAAAACGGCUACCGCUCUGUGGUCCUCAACACCCUGGUGGUGCAGAGCGAGGCGCAGAGGAUGUACGAGAGCGCCGGCUUCACCAAGUACGUGGAGGUCGUGCUGCCCACCGUCUACGGCAAGCUGGUCAACUUCACCAUCUCAAAGUAUCGCUACGACGUCCUGCCGGCCAGCUGAGGCCUUCCGCCCGGCCCGAAAGGAACUGUCUCCCGGCGGCCCCAACGGACCAAUCCCGUCGACCGAUCAUUGCACUCUUUUCUAUUUUCCUUUUUUUCUUUGUUAAAAAGUAGUAUUUAAAUUGUCAUUAAAUACUCGGAUUCCCACAAA